Messenger RNA from Dentiscutata heterogama, 237 nucleotides. NCBI's taxonomy places the organism in Eukaryota, Fungi, Glomeromycota, Glomeromycetes, Diversisporales, Gigasporaceae. The record is from the annotation of a GenBank genome assembly.
UUUAAUGAUAAGAAUGAAAUACAGUAUAUUUCUAACAAUCAUGAGAUAAAUAAAGUUAUUUUAACUGCUUUAAAAGACUUAGAUGAUACAUUUUUUGUUGAACAUUCAAAUUCUGAAAAAACUAAUUCUGUAUUAAAUAAUGACAAUAACAAAGAAAUUCUUGAUAUUAAUUUAGAUAGAUUAAAUAAAUUUGAAUUUAUAGAAGUUUCUGAUAAUUAUAUAAAAGAUGUAAUUUGA